Messenger RNA from Aureobasidium melanogenum CBS 110374, 606 nucleotides. RefSeq lists its product as uncharacterized. NCBI's taxonomy places the organism in Eukaryota, Fungi, Ascomycota, Dothideomycetes, Dothideales, Saccotheciaceae. The record is from RefSeq and is a predicted model, not a curated record. The coding region runs from base 1 to 606 and encodes 201 amino acids. The transcript has a single exon.
AUGACAUCCGAAACAAAUUCAUCACACCGCCCUUCCGGCUUCCUUGCGCUCCCUGCUGAGUUGCGCAAUACCAUCUAUACGCUUCUACUUACGGUUCCUGCUCAUGUGAAACAAUCGCGUCGCAUUGCAACACGAGGACUAUGCUCGGACUAUGUUCUACCGCCGCUUGACCUAUGUCCAGCAGUUUUGCGAACCUGCCGGCAGAUUCACAACGAAGCAGUUAGCAUCCUCUACGGCGCCAAUCAAUUCGCAUCCCAUCCAUCACUGCUUACUGCAUUACCAUACCUCAUGACCCCACGCCAACCAAUCACCGAAGGCCCAGGCAGAUGGAAAAUCAAGCGUUGGUAUAUCUAUAUCAGACUUGAUGUAGAUGCUAGGUUCACUGCAGAGCAGCUCGAACAAGCAUUUUCCGGUGCUGAAGAGCUUGAGAUAGAAUACUUUCAGCCAGCAUAUGGAUACGGCGACAGUAGCACUCUCAAGCUGUUUGAAGGCAUCAGAGGCAUUGGUCGCGCGAAGGUCAUUGGUGGUAGUGGCUGUGAUCCCGAGUACGCUAGAGCUCUCGAAGGAAUGCUCAUGAGUCCUUCAGACGUUGUUGUUCAAUCCUGA